Molecule: messenger RNA, 2448 nt
Organism: Pomacea canaliculata
Lineage: Eukaryota; Metazoa; Mollusca; Gastropoda; Architaenioglossa; Ampullariidae
Product: nuclear pore complex protein DDB_G0274915-like
Exons: 3
Coding region: 1-2448 (815 amino acids)
Source: RefSeq, a predicted model, not a curated record
AUGUCAAAAACAGCAGAGUCUCGGGCGACCUUGACCUCGAUGCAGGCUUCACCCCGAGCUGAAGUUCAAGGGUCCAGUGUCAUGGAGUCGAAGGUCGCUGCCGCUUCAAGCAUCACCAAUUCGUCCUCCCCAGCUGGUGGCGGCAGCUCCGACCCAGUUUUUCAGAACUUCGAGACGCUAACAAUGACAGCCAAUGACACCUCGGAAACGAAUUCAAAAAUCUUGGGAAACACUUCCGCAGUCGUCGAGAGCGUUCAUACUCCUGUGACGUCAUCGAAGUCCACCGCCAUGUUGGAGCUGCUGAGCGCUGCAAGAGGCUUGCUCGACGGAACGUCGGAAGCGAGUCUCUUGGCUUUGUCGUCUGCGUCAUUGCCUGUCUCGUCUAGCACUAACCUGACGUCACCAUCAAACCUGACGUCUCACCUGGAGACCCCCGAGGCUUUCAAUAGUUCGGGGUCGACUGCGCUUGAGAUUGUUUCUCUUCUCGAUCCUGACGCAAGCCUCUCGAUACCGGCCACCCUGGGUGCAGAGGUCACGCAUCCUGGCGCAGUUUUGUCGCCGCCUCGUUCUGACGGCGCUUAUAAUCGAGACUUUGUUCACCUGGUUCAGAAACUGUCUCAGCAGCUCGACAUGUUGCUAGGAGACAGAGCUUUAACGAAGCCUCAUCUUGUGGGUCUUACCUCCCAACCCGUCGAAACGAGUCCUUCACUUCGUUCUGAAGAGCUCCUCGGCGAUAACCUGACCUCAUCUUUUGGGCUGGGAUCGGGAGAUGUUGGAGUUCAGAAAUCCAGUGAUUCCUUGUCUUCUUCCACUAGUGUGAACGUGUCAGUCCCUGAACUGGGAUUCGGUGGCCUACGCCCUCGGCUUCUAGGUAGCAUUACGUGGCAGGACGACCUACUGACAAACACGGUUAACCAGUCUUUACCAUCUCUCGUAAAUGGAGUUGAAGGCACCAAUCACCAACCGUCACAGUUCCUGAACUCGACAAAUACAACAUCACAGUCGGAUGGCGAGUUGCUCAGCGCCAAACAUAACAUUUCCACCAAGGAGAAAAUACCCAUUGCCCCAGCACAACCUUCACAACUGGGAAUAGGAUUGUUUGGAGAAAUGGAUGUUUUCGGCAUCUCCAAAAACAACAGUAACGAUUCAGUGGCAGCCCAACCAACGUUGACAAGUUUUGCUAACUCAAUUCCACGUUUUUCUAAGGAUUUGAACAGCGCAAUUGAUUUUUCAGGCCGUGAAUAUUUGGCCACUACGCCGUCCUCAAAGAUAGAGGCUGACAUUGUUGUUAGCUCUGCUUCAUCAGCGACUGGUUCCGCUCUGUCGCCAUCUAGCCCACUCACUUCGAUGUCACAAGAACUGGGCACAACCGAAGCCAGUCAAACAUCCUUCGCCGCUCAACGAUUGGUUAAUGUCCUGACGAUCCUCCUACAGAAAAACCCAGAAAUUUUUCACCUCAUUCGAGGACUAGACCCCGAUAAUUCUAGCACUUCUGCUUUUGCCCAUAACAUCCCCUUGACUUCGUUCAAUACACAAUCCAAAAGCAUUUAUAAUGGUACUCGAGAAGAUUCUUCACUAUCUAAUGUGUACAACAGCUCAGUCCUUGCAAUAAAGAGAGAAGAAGGCAAUGUUAGUGUAGAUGGUGUCAGUAAUACAUCCCAUACUAAGCCAGUCCAGGCGCAGUGGACUGACCACAGGUCGCUGGAGAUCAAACCCACUGCCACCCCUGGCAGCGCCACAGCUCAGGUGUUCUCCUACCCUCCAACCCCAAACCCCUUCGGUUCCACGCCGCCCCCCGCCGUGACCAACGCUCAGUACCUAGCCAUUGAAGAGUUUUACCACACGUGGUCGUACCUGAAAACUAGGGACCCGGACGUUCUGUCUCGUCUCCGCACUCUCUUGCAAAUGUUCGCUCUGCAGGUCAAGGUGGACCCCACAACGCUCACCCACCUCAGCAAGGAGCAGCUGCUGGCAGCGGGGAUCCCUGUGUCGUCAGCGAUGGAGACGAUGGCGGUCAGCACGGCGCUCCACUUGUUUGCCCAGGUCUACAAGCUGUCCAUCAGACAGGUUGUGGAUGUCGUCUCCGGGAAGCGGCCGUCGCAGAUCGCGCAGAUGGCGUCCGGAGCAUCUGCCACACCUGGGGCCGGCGCCCCACAGACUAACGCACAGUCCGCAGACAGCAGUCUCUCGGGCAGCGUGCCUCCAGGCUCCCUCAGCACCAGCAGCAACAGCAGCAACAGCUUUACGAUGUCACCCUUAGUCGGCGCGGCAGGUAGCAACGGAACGAUGAUACCAACAACGACAGCAUCAGCGAUGGUCGGCGAACCCACGGAACCAACCGAAGAGCCCGAACCCGGUGAUCCGGGCUUUCUUGACUUCCAUUUUAAACCAGGAUCCAACAUCACCCACAAACACGUCACCAUGCUGCGGGAAAUGAUGGGGGUGUAG